AUGGAGAUAUCUCAGUCUCGCAAGCGUGCACGCCCUGUGGUUUCUUGUCUGCGGUGCAGGGAAAAGAAGCUUAAAUGCGACCGUGUCGAUCCAUGCGAGAACUGUAUCAAAGCUGGGCAUCGUGCAAAUUGUGCAUACAAUCAGCACCCGACGGAGUUGCCUUCGAAGCCCAAGCGCGUGCAGCUCAAUAUCGAUGCGUCUGGUAAUUCCGAACAACUGAACGGGGUCGGCAUUGGUAUCAUCGAAGACCUUCAACAACGCUUGGCUCGAGUUGAGGGUUUGCUUGCGGGCCAGUCUGCCAAUGUACCGGCUGUAUCAACUCAGAAUUCUUGGCCAAGCAAUGCAACGGUGCAGCACUCAAGUUUGCAGUCAUCAAUGGGAACAUUGGUAGUCAAGGGAUCAAGAUCUCGCUAUCAUGGUCAAAAUGAUAGGAUCACUCUACUGAACCAGUUUGAGGAAGCCAAAGGAUUCGUCAAUCAAUGCUCCAAAGAUUCAUCCAUAGUGAAACUCGCCAGAGAAGUGCAAUUCCUACAGAGCAAGACCCAAGCACCUUUGGACUCUCCGCAAUCUAUGUCGGAGUUGGAGAGCUUUCCAGAGCUGCUCCAGCUUCUUCAGUCCCUUCCAUCGAAGUCAAUAUGUGACAGGCUUGUGGCUGUCUAUACCAACAACUUUGAGAAGACACUGCGGGUCUUACACAUUCCUUCUUUCCUUGGACAAUAUGAACAUUUCUGGGCAAGCCCCGAGGAUGAGUCCUACCUAUCUUCGCCUUUCAUUCCUCAACUGACUGCAAUAUUGGCUGUCUCGAUCAUGUUGGGAGAGGAAAGCAUCAAAAUGGAAGACAUCACUCCGUGGGAAUAUUUGAGAUUGAAUGCCGUCGGGCUGUUACAAGCAUGGCUACAAAAACUUCCAAGAAAACACCGCACCGAGCUUACAACCCUCCAAAUUGAAACACUCGUUCUCCUCGCCCGCCAACUUCGCCUAACAUCCGCCGAAGAAUCAUGGAAAGCUGCUGGCUCACUAGUCCGCUCUGCAAUGGUAAUGGGUCUUCACAUCGAUCUCUCUGGAUCUACCAAGAUGUCAGUCUUUCAAGCCGAGAGUAGGAGACGACUGUGGAUCACCAUUGCCGAGAUGGACCUCCAAGCUUCAAUCACAUCUGGGAUGCCGAUCAUGACGCCUCUAGUGGACUUCCACGCUCUGAGCCCAGCAAAUCUAAAUGAUGCCGACUUUAACCAAUCUACCACCGAGCUUCCUCCUCCUAGACCGCUGGAUGAACCAACUGACACUCUUGCUCUGGUGACCCUUUCCAGGACACUGUCGCACCGUGUCAACGCCAUGAACUUUAUACAGCAGACAGGCCCAGAUAGGGAUAUAGAUGAACAACUUAAGCAGGGCAGAAUACUAGAGGAAUGUUUACUCGGCAUUCCUGACCCUUUGAAGAUUGAUCACACUUUGGGCAGCGAUACCAUGCCACCUGCCAUCCUCAAUCAAGUCCUUCUAGACUUAUACAUCCGGCGACCCCUUCUCUGUCUUUACAGACCAGUCAGCACAGGCAGAAACCAAGACCAUACAGCCCUCCAAGAAAUACAACAGGCAUGUCUAGACUCAUCACUGACAAUCUUGUCCUACCAAGACUACUUUGACCCCAAUUUAGCAGACCUAGACGCCCAAAACUCUAACGAAUAUUGGGAUAUCUUCCACAAACUUUGCAAAAACGACGUUCUAUGGGCUGCUCUCAGUGUAUGCGAUUAUAUGAGGCAAUUCGCACAACAAGCGUCAAUUACAGACCAACAAUCCUCGAACGGCUUUUCAGAUCUCAACACUAAAAACCAAUCACACAGCAAAGCUAGCCUAACAAGACUGGUCGAAAACACCCUCGAAAGCCUCUCCCGCCGCAUCGGCGAAGCUGGAAAUAACGUCAAAGAUAUCCUUCUCCUCGCAGUAGUCUUGCAGUCUGUGCGUGGCCGCGGCUCACCGGAGACGAAAGACCGCUGGAUGACGCAGGGUGCGAAGAGAGCUCUUUCUGCUUGUCGGCAGUAUCUGUUACCUGCUGUUACGGAUCAGCAUUCUGCUUUUGGUGUACGUAUCGUGCAUCACACCUGGGGUAUUGGGAUCAGCUAA
This is a messenger RNA of Penicillium antarcticum, 2118 nucleotides long. RefSeq names its product Zn(II)2Cys6 transcription factor. Bases 1 to 2118 code for a protein of 705 amino acids. Gene Ontology annotation, biological process: DNA-templated transcription; regulation of transcription by RNA polymerase II. Gene Ontology annotation, cellular component: nucleus. The record is from RefSeq and is a predicted model, not a curated record. NCBI's taxonomy places the organism in Eukaryota, Fungi, Ascomycota, Eurotiomycetes, Eurotiales, Aspergillaceae. Gene Ontology annotation, molecular function: RNA polymerase II cis-regulatory region sequence-specific DNA binding; DNA-binding transcription activator activity, RNA polymerase II-specific; zinc ion binding. The transcript is spliced from 3 exons.